Molecule: messenger RNA, 2030 nt
Organism: Pantherophis guttatus
Lineage: Eukaryota; Metazoa; Chordata; Lepidosauria; Squamata; Colubridae
Gene: NAP1L1
Product: nucleosome assembly protein 1 like 1
Biological process (GO): nucleosome assembly
Cellular component (GO): nucleus
Source: RefSeq, a predicted model, not a curated record
CUCCUCACUUUCGCCUUAGGGCGAGGCCUUUGGCCGGGCGGCUCGAUCUGGCUUGGCUUGGCUUGGCCGGGCCUAGUCUGGCCGGCUGAAGCACAAGCAAACACGUGGAAAACAGGCAGGUCUGGGCCGCCUCAGGCGCUUUUCCCCCUGGAGUCGGUGACCUGUUUGCUGCGGUCUAGAAAUAUGGCAGACAUUGACAACAAAGAACAGGCUGAGCUUGACCAGCAAGAUAUGGAAGAUGUUGAGGAAGUAGAAGAGGAAGAAUCUGGUGAGGAUGCUAACAGUAAAGCACGCCAACUAACUGUACAAAUGAUGCAGAAUCCUCAGAUUCUUGCAGCUCUCCAGGAAAGGCUUGAUGGCUUGGUUGGAACACCUACAGGAUAUAUAGAAAGCUUGCCUAAAGUAGUUAAGAGACGAGUAAAUGCACUCAAGAAUCUUCAAGUUAAAUGUGCACAGAUAGAAGCAAAGUUUUAUGAAGAAGUUCAUGAACUGGAAAGAAAAUAUGCUACCCUUUAUCAGCCCUUAUUUGACAAGAGAAGUGAAAUAAUCAAUGCUGUUUAUGAACCUACUGAAGAAGAAUGUGAGUGGAAAACAGAUGCGGAAGAAGAAAUUUCAGAGGAAAUGAAAGAGAAGGCCAAGCUGGAAGAGGAGAAAAAAGAUCAAGAAAAAGAUGAUCCUAAAGGAAUUCCUGAAUUUUGGCUGACAGUAUUCAAGAAUGUUGAUUUACUCAGUGAUAUGGUUCAGGAACACGAUGAACCUAUCCUGAAGCAUUUAAAAGAUAUUAAAGUGAAGUUUUCAGAAGCUGGAGAACCCAUGACUUUUACUUUAGAAUUCCACUUUGAACCUAAUGAAUUUUUCACAAAUGAAGUAGUAACAAAAACAUACAGAAUGAGGUCAGAACCCGAUGAUUCUGAUCCUUUCUCCUUCGAUGGACCAGAAAUUAUGGGCUGCACAGGGUGCCAAAUAGAUUGGAAAAAGGGGAAGAACGUUACUUUGAAAACUAUAAAGAAGAAACAAAAGCACAAGGGCCGUGGAACAGUUAGAACAGUGACAAAAACUGUUUCCAACGAUUCCUUCUUCAACUUUUUCAGUCCUCCAGAAGUUCCUGAAAGUGGGGACUUGGAUGAUGAUGCUGAAGCAAUUCUUGCAGCUGAUUUUGAAAUUGGCCAUUUUCUACGGGAGCGCAUAGUUCCACGAUCAGUAUUGUAUUUUACAGGAGAAGCCAUUGAAGAUGAUGAUGACGAUUAUGAUGAAGAAGGUGAGGAAGCUGAUGAUGAGGAAGGGGAGGAAGAAGCAGAUGAAGAAAAUGAUCCAGAUUAUGACCCAAAGAAGGAUCAAAACCCAGCAGAAUGCAAGCAGCAGUGAAACAGUGUGUAUGUGGCCUUGAGGAUUAUCUGCACUGUAAUAGCCUAAAUACAACUAUUAGUUACUUACAGCCUUAUGUUUUGUAUCUUGGUAGAAUUAAGUAAAUAUUUUGUUAAAACAAACUGACAGAACCGGUUUAAAAUGUAGGUUCCUUGUACCUAGCAUUUUAAUAGUACUUUUCUGCCAAUAUGUAGAAUGCAGUAAAUCCUAAAGCAUGAAUUGUUAAUUCAUUGCUAUAUAUAGUUUGGUUCUAGUGAAGUCUGUUGUCAUGUAGCUAUUAGACUGCAGCUGUGAAGAUACCAGAACUCUUGACGGAGACCACUAUUUGUUUAGAAAAAAUCCUUUCCCAGAGAACCAACCAAAGUAUUUUUUGGCCCAGUAGUUUAAAUGGGUUUAAGUCUGCUUGCACUGGCUGUGCCUUCAUUACUUUGUCAUAGAAAUAGCAGUGACUUGUACUAAUUAGGAAAUGACAUACGUUUUCAAAUUUCAUAACUUCCAUAUAAACUGUUAAUUUCCAUCAAGACCACAUUGAAUGUUCAUAAUUGUCUGCUUGUUUAUGCUCUAGGUUUUUGUAUUUUGUGAUGGUGACCUACAGAAAAUCUCUAGAAACAUCAUAUUAAGGUUGUUUAUCACUGGGAUGUGAAUAAACCUAGUAUUUUCAGAAA